Molecule: messenger RNA, 2760 nt
Organism: Rhododendron vialii
Lineage: Eukaryota; Viridiplantae; Streptophyta; Magnoliopsida; Ericales; Ericaceae
Product: splicing factor-like protein 1
Exons: 3
Coding region: 276-2471 (731 amino acids)
Biological process (GO): regulation of mRNA splicing, via spliceosome
Cellular component (GO): nucleus
Molecular function (GO): mRNA binding; zinc ion binding
Source: RefSeq, a predicted model, not a curated record
GUAUAUAUAUACGUAAAUCAGUCUCCGAGAUAUGGAUAGAGAGAUUGAUGACAUUGUAGCAUAAUGGUUUUCCGAUGACAGGAAUGAAACGAUCGCAGGAUACUCUCAUACUCCAUUUUGGUAUUUUCGAACAGUGGCAUGUUUGAGCCUUAGGAAUGGAUUUGUAGUUGUAGUCUUGCAGAUAUAUCUUGCUUUAGGACAUUGGUGCUUGCCAUUUAGAAACGUAUGUACGACGUAGCUUAGAUGACUUUGAAAUAGUCUAGCUGCAAGGUACGAUGAGGAAACCCAAAGCUUCAUAUAGUUCCAGAAUGAACUCGUACUCCAACUUUGAAGUCAGGGCUCCAAUGGAGGAGCCUGUUGUUGAACAUGUCCCUGAAUCUUCUCCUAAGAGUGAUAGUGAUGACAGUGAGGAGUCUGAAGAAGACCCAGAAGAGGAAUGUGAAGAGGAUGCAGAAGAGGAACUUGAAGAAGAUCAGGAAACGGGCUCUGAAGAAGAAGACCCAGAGGAGGAAUCAAGUGUUGAACCAUUUGAAGAGUCAGCUGAGGAACCUGCGGAGUCCGUUUCACCAGAUGAGGACGCUUUGAAAGAGAUAAUAUUGAAACCGUCUUCUCUUGGUGAGAUCGAUGGAGAUGAUCACCCAUCAGGAGACUACCAAUCAAGAGAAAACAAGAGGUCACUGGACGUGACAAGUGAUUUGGAGCUGUGUCAAGUCAUUCAAAAUAAGUUCAGACAGGAGGAAGCAUGCAAAGCAGAAUCAGAUGCUGAUAAACAGCAGGAGGAUACUGGAAGUUCUGGAAAACGAAGGCGUAGUAGAUGGGAUGAAAAUGAUGGGAAAACUGAAGAAGGCAACGAGACCAGUAAAAGAAGGAAAACCAGGUGGGCUAGUAAGGUAACAGAUUUAAAAAUGCUUGGCCCUAUUCAACUUCCCAAUUUUGUCACAGGGUUGGUUGGAAACAAUAUGGAUCCAAAAAUUCAGAAGUUGAAACUUAGACUGUCAGAGUUAAACAGCAAGCUGCUCAGUUCAGAGCUUCAUGACGACAGGCCGGAGGAGAAAAGGUCCCCUUCUCCCGAGCCGAAGUACAAUAACCUUGGUAUAAGAACAAAUACGCGAGAAGCGAGGCUUCGCGAGAAGCUAGAAGGAGAACGCCGAAGGGUCAUUUUAAAGUUGGUUAAGGAGAACCCAAUCUUCAAUGCUCUUCCCGAUUACAAGCCUCCGAAGCUCUUCAAGAAACUUUACAUACCGGUGAAAGAAUAUCCUACUUAUAAUUUUAUUGGUCUUAUAAUUGGCCCAAGGGGGAACACACAAAAGAAGCUGGAGAAGGAAACUGGAGCUAGGAUUCUACUGCGGGGUAAGGGGUCUGCAAGAGGACCUGAUAAAAAUAAUUCUGAAUCUGACAAUGAAGACUUGCAUGUCCAUAUAGAAGCAGAUAACCAGCAUUCUCUUGAUGCAGCUGUCGAAAUGGUUGAGAAACUGCUAAUUCCAGUAGACGAGGGUAUGAAUGACCACAAGCGUGCCCAGUUGAAGGAGCUUGCGGAACUGAAUGGUAGUGCAUGCAGGGUAUGCAAGGAGGUAGGGCAUAAAGGCUAUGCUUGUCCCCACCAGCAAUCUACUUUCAAAAUGGUGAUCACAUGUGCAACAUGUGGAAGCUUUUCUCAUCCCUCGUCGAGUUGUCCGUAUUCGACUGCAAACACAAAAGGCAAACCCGACAGAGAAACCAGUGAUGCAGACCUCUAUGUGGGCUAUCUUCCUCAAGCUGUUGAUGAAAAUCGGUUGAGAGAAUUGUUUUGCCCGUUUGGUAAGAUCAGUGAGGUGAAAGUUAUUAUGGAUCGAAAUACCGGUCUAAGUAAAGGUUACGGUUUUGUUAAAUUUGAAAGCUCCAUUGAUGCUGCCAUGGCUGUGACCCAUAUGCAUGGGCUAAAAAUGGAAGGGAAGGUGCUAGCAGUAAGAGUGGCGGGUCGGCCAUCGCCACAGGGAGGAUUGGGCCACCUUCCUAUGUACCCUGGACCACCUGCGGCUAUUUGUGUUAAUAAUGUCCCGAGCCAUUUGAACCACCUUCCUAUGUACCCUGGACCAAUUGCAGCUAUUUCUGCUAAUGCCCUAAGCUUGAGAGCUUUGCCUGAACCACCUGGAUAUAUGCUGCCUGAAGCACAAUCCUCCUUCCAAAUAAACGAGGGAUUAGGGUUACCUUCUUCCUCUCUCUCGUUAGGAUCCCACAAUCAGCUUGUUGAAAGUAAGGGAAUGGAUAUCCUUCCGUCUGUUUUCUUGAGUGCUGCAGGUUCACGACUUACAAGCAACUUUGAUUCAUUGUACAGAUAUCCAAACCAAAUCCCAUUCUCAUCCCCUGGUUUGACAUCACUAUUUCCUGGCAAUCGGGAUUAUUCUGGUUCCCAAUUUCUGUCGUACUCUUCUACGCCGACAUUGAAACCAUCUCCACAAUAUUAUUUCAGUCACACACCUGGGAGUUCCUGAAUUCCUUCAUGAGAAAUGGGGCAAGUGAGACCUCGGUGCUUGCAAAAUGAUGGCACAAGACUACAUUGUGCAUCGGGUGGUUUUUCCAUUGGUGUCCGCCUUAUUAUUUUCUUUGAUAUGGAUUGUUGUGCCCAGAUGUGUAUCAGUUUCUUCUUGCAGUGGCUCUAGAUUUGGUGUUUCAUCUUCUUUUUGCAGUACCUUCGGUGAUGUCCUUCUGAAUUGCCUCAGAAAUUAUAAGUGCACUAUGAUAGGCUGGUUAUUAACAAUUUACUAUCCCUAAAUUUGUUCA